Molecule: messenger RNA, 2790 nt
Organism: Lachancea nothofagi CBS 11611
Lineage: Eukaryota; Fungi; Ascomycota; Saccharomycetes; Saccharomycetales; Saccharomycetaceae
Source: the annotation of a GenBank genome assembly
AUGGGUAUGGCACUUCGCAAGAAUCCACAUCCAGAGCUUCCGAUGGUGGAGUUACGAGACCUGAACGAGACGCACGUACCGAGAAAGAUAUACCAUCAAGAGUCUACAUUUCCACAUCAUGCCAGUAUUUCCCACAAUUCAUCGUCAACUGCGGCCUCGUCUGUCAGAAGUCCGCUCUUCUUCAACAACUUAUCUUCUGAGGCCACCGAAUACAUGCGACUAACGCCAGUGAACAUAAAGAAUCUCACUUCUCCAACUCGCGGUCCUGAGAGCCUGGCACCCGCCAUUAAUGACGAAAACUCCAACUACACUGCCUACAAGGAGAAUUUCAAUCUCAUCAGUCGUAAGCUGGAAAAGUUGCUCGAUGAACUCAAUGUAAUAUACCGUGAAAUUGGUUAUUCCAACACUGAGAUAUCGGACAAGGAAAAACUUAUCUUUAACCACAUCUCAGACUCCAUCACUGGGUUUUUUGAACAUGCGAACCAGGAGCGUGAUAGUAUAACUGCUGAUAACCAGGUUUCACAACAAGUCAUACAACGUAUUCUACAGGUUAUCAAUGACCCAAAGGGCACUGUCACGAUUCCAGAUCUGUACACAAGAAAUGUCAUUGUCAAUUCCGGAGAACAAAACUCCAGCUCUCCCAGAAAACAAUCUUCCCUGCUAACAAGACGCAAGACAAUCACCAAAGCUAAAAGUUAUGUGAUCAAAACCUAUACUCCAAAGUUGAACAAUUACCUAGACAGUGUCAUCAAAUUAAAGACAGUAGCAUCAGCAAUUGGCGAUUUUGAGCCUGUAGAACAGGAAUGGGAUGUCCAUAAGCUACUCUCAGUUGUACCCCCUCUUGAAACCUGCAAAUAUUACAAGACGUGCUUAUCCUCCGCGCACCACGAUGUUGACAAGACCUGCGAAUUUAUCAUAAAUCACCGCCAGGCGCUUUUGAGCACCAUAAAUUUCAAUGAUGUUUCUGAUACAAUGGUGGAACGAGUUGAAACCAUCACUUCUAUGUUUGAAAGAGAGUUUGAGAUUAGAACAAAAAAACUGCACACAAUCGGGAAAAGCAUCCUCUCACUAUUGAAAGUUUUGGAUUUGAACGCAGAAACGAACCUAGAUGAGCCAACACUGCAGAUUUUAAGACAGAUCCCGAUGGAUUGUGGCAACAAAAGCAGGCAACUUCAUACUGCCAAAAAAUUCAAGGUUUCCUCGUCAACUGUGGAAAGGCUCGACCAAGUGUGUCGAAAAUUCAGAACCAUUGAACUAGAACGCAAGCAGGAAAAAGAGAAACACGUCCAAAACUGCUAUCAAUUAUGGGAAAAACUAAAAAUACCUCAGUCGUACAUCAACAAGUUUGAAACUAGUAAUAGCGACUUGUCGGUAACCGCUUUGAAACAUUAUGCUGAGGAGUUAAGCAGACUACAAGAGAUGAAGAAGAAAUUGAUCAAAAACCUCAUUCAGGACUCUUGGAAUAAGAUACAAGAUUUGUGGUCAGCAAUGCAUCUCUCGGGCAAAGACACGACCGCCUUCAAAGAGAUGUUUAGUACCAUGAUUGAACGAUCUAAAACUUUAGAAGACGAUGAGAAAGUCUUGGAGACUUGUGAGGUAGAGAUUGUAGACCUCGAGAAAAAGUAUGCUUUAUACAAACCACUCUUAAAAUUGAUUGACGAGUUCCGGUCACUGCAAAGCGACAAGUUCAGCUUGGAAAAGAGCAGUAGAGACUCUUCGAGACUGCUACUCAGAAAUUCUCACAGAAUCCUAUUAGAAGAGGAGAAAACAAGAAAACGAAUCACAAGACAUUUUCCCAAUGUAAUCCGAGAGCUAGUGCAAAAGCUGACUACAUUUGAAGAGGACUCCGGAAAGCCAUUCAUGCUGGAGGGAGCCAGGUUUUUAGAAUCUGUGCUUCAACAGGAGCAGGAGAUCAUAAGCAAGUAUCCCAGAAGCAGAAUAAAUUCUAAUUUCAAAAGCGGAUGUGUGGCAGCAGCGACUAAGCCUAAAAUAUCACCCGUCAACCGAUCCCCAAGAAAGGAUCGAGCACAACCUCGGACGCAGCCGAAAAGUCAUAGAAAAACAGUUCAAAGGACACCUUUGAAGAGUUCCAUUAGCGGAACGACAAACACGUCACUAUCGAGCGAACAGAGCAGCACCAAACCCUCAUACAACCGAUAUAUGAGAGCGACACGAAUGUCAAGCCCCAUACGCGACGUCGAGCAUGAGAUUCCGUCAAUAAACUCUAUGCGCAGUAGCCCAACAAAAAUUCCGACAUUGACAAGAAGUGCUACAUUUCCAAGAGAGAGUACUUUUUUCAGCUCAAAUUUGAAGCCAAAGACUCGAAUGAUGAUACCAGAAGGGCUAACACAAAUUUCACCAAAUAAGUUGAACACGUUGGAUAUACUUAAGGCCAAAAAAUUCGGCAAGAAAAUGCCUGAAGCUAGUGACAAAAUGUCUUUGAUACCCCUGUUAGAAAAAGCAGCAAGUAGGGACAAAGAAAAUAUGGCACCACUAUAUUCGCUCAAGUCACCAAUAAAAGUGGUGGAGGGUGCUUUUCCAACAUUGCAGUCACCUCAAAGAGAAACCAAUAACUCAGUUUACAAAAUAAGCAGAUCACCAGAGGGAAAGUUUGUAUUGAAUGUUGAAUCAAAUGUGACAGAAAGUGGGGAAGGAGAGGACACCAGCAUUAUGGCAGAUGAUGAUAAUUUUGCAAUAUGGAAACGUGAGAGAUUAGCAAGAAUCGAUAGUAUGGAAGGAAGCAAUGACGACCUUCCCUCUAGCGUAAAUUGGGAAACGGAUGUAUUUUGA